Fusarium tjaetaba is the source of this 1752-nucleotide messenger RNA. RefSeq lists its product as uncharacterized. The coding region runs from base 1 to 1752 and encodes 583 amino acids. Lineage: Eukaryota; Fungi; Ascomycota; Sordariomycetes; Hypocreales; Nectriaceae. The transcript has 3 exons. The record is from RefSeq and is a predicted model, not a curated record.
AUGUCGACCAAGCUCAGCUUCCUCCAUUUCGCACUGGAGCUGCGUCUCCAUAUCUAUCGUGACUACUUCCAACUCGACGGCGGAUAUGUUUACAAUGCGAAAUCCGACAAACUCAAGACGAGUGACGAUCAGCCGAUUGACUUGUCCCUCAUGCUCACCUGCCGUACCAUCGCCAACGAGACCAUGCAUAUGCCCUUGUCCCUCAACGCGGUCACCUUCUCAACACUGUAUCGCGAGGAUUGGCGAAGUCUAGCCGGUUGCUUUAAUGUUGUUGCUACGUACUACCGCCACUUGGAAGGAGACUUGGUCCUUCAUUUAGCGGAGUUCAUGACUCCCGAAAUGUAUGAGCAGUACGCUCUGAAAUAUCCCGAUUUUGCGAACCAGCUUGAAGCGGUAUCGAGAAAUCAUCGACUUGGCUGGCUGCGCGAUAACAACAGACGCGCUAACGAAGCGAUUGCUGCCGAGUCUGGAUCUCCUCAUGCGCAAACAUGGGUCGAGACCGAGAGAUUGUCCGGAAAUCGCUGCUGUGGGUCUCUUGGACGCUUCGUCGAUCAUUACGUGAAUUUGCAUCUUGACCAGCGGCAACAUCACUGGUCUGAUGGCUUCUCAAGGGCUCAUCGCGAACGAGACAGUUAUAGCCAUCCAUCGAAUACCUGGUAUGGUAGUGACUCGGUGGUUCAGGAUGCUCUGUCGUAUUGCUUACGGCUCAUCGCAGACAAGAAACCGGUCCAGUUCGCGGAUCACCUGCGCGAGAUCUUUCCUCACUGGACUGGGCCAGAUAUAGGUAUUGAUGGUAUUUGGGAGUAUCCGGAUAAGUGGCAUUACGAAGGCCCUCCCGCAUCUCCAGACGAGCCAUUUGAACACUCGAGCGACGAGGAUGAUGGCGGCAGUGGUAGCCACAAUGACCAGGACGACGAAGACGAAGGUGGUUCUGAUACUGAUGUAUACGUUCCCUCUGGUUUUCAUUGUCGAGAGAAGAUCCGAUUUUCAGCCACCGCCAAUGCCAUCCGCUUCCUGAACCGCAUUCCCGUAAACGAUCCGCACACCCACGCCCGCGGCCUCGCUCCUUCCGUCCAAGAAAACCCCUCGCUACAAAUUAUCCGUCGCGUCAGCUUACUGGAUUGCAUCAUCGGAAUCUCGCUUAUGCCAUCCCUUCUGAUGCGUAUUUUACAACGUGGUGAGAGAAUAAACCUGGAACCCCAGUGGAUCAGAUGCUCCCUCUCGCGCAACAUUGGCUACUGGAUUAGGGAUGCGCUCGUCGUGAAGGAUGUAGGGAUCCCGGCCAAAUCCUUCACGCUUCUCCUCCAGGCAGGGUCACAUCAGGACUACUGUACAGAACUCCUACAGCGAAUAGUCCAUCGAGAUGUCGCAUGGUAUCGGCUAUACAACCUGAGGCUUGAGGGCGGCACGUUCCAUCAUGACGACUUUAGCAGCUACGCAAUUCCCAGAAGGAUGAUGCGUGACGAAGACGUGGAAGCCAUUGACAAGCUGUUGAACCAGACUUCUGAAGUCUUGUCUACCGACUUCAAUACCGGCAAUUCGUUAGAUGCGCAGGCGUUAGCCAGCCAGACCAAGGACCUCGACGGCUUCGAUUGGUACAGGAAAUGGCAACUAUUGGAUGGCUCCCUCUGGCAAGAAAUUCCCCCAGUGCUGAAAUAUGACAGGCUGGCUGACAUUAUCGAGCUUCGGACUGAUAAUGGCCAACUCGUAGCCAAUCCGCAAUCGACUCAGCGGCUCAAUCGAGACUUUUGA